GCGGGACGCUGACGUACAAAGCAACGUGAGUGAGGUGCGAGGGCGGCACCCGCGCCGGGGAACCCAGCUCGGCGCGAACCGCGGCGGACCAGACCCAGCUCUCAGGCUGCCGAAGCCCCGCCCUUUAGGCUUGAGGACUAAUCGGAUUGAAAGCGCGCCGGCCCCGGGCCGCGAACUCUCCAAUUGUGGAGGGUGUCGGCCACCGCCCAAUCCGAAGCAGACAGGUGCGAGGUCCGGAAGGCGGAGGCCAAUCAGCAGCGGUUGCGGCCUGUUGGGGCCGGUCUCUGCCAAUGAGGAGGGCCGAGUGACAUCUCCACGCGCCAAUCGGGAGUGAAGGAUCGUUCGUGCCCGCCCACCCUUCCGGCCCGAGCUCUAUUUACCAGGGGCGUGCUGCCGGCCUGCCAAUCAGAGUGCGGCUCAGAGGCCAGGCAGCCAACCCGGGAGGAGCGGCCGGCCGGCGUCCGCCGCACCCAGGAGUUGGGGAUGUCCUACAAGCCCAUCGCCCCCGCCCCCAGCAGCACCCCCGGCUCCAGCACGCCUGGGCCCGGCACCCCGGUCCCGACAGCUGGAAGUGUCCCAUCACCAUCGGGCUCUGUGCCGGGAGCCGCUGCCCCUUUCAGACCACUGUUUAAUGACUUUGGACCUCCCUCCAUGGGCUAUGUGCAGGCAAUGAAACCACCUGGCGCCCAGGGCUCCCAGAGCACUUACACCGACCUGUUGUCUGUCAUAGAAGAGAUGGGCAAAGAGAUCCGGCCCACCUAUGCUGGCAGCAAGAGCGCCAUGGAACGCCUGAAGAGAGGCAUCAUCCAUGCCCGGGCCCUCGUCAGAGAGUGCCUGGCAGAGACAGAGCGGAACGCCCGCACGUAACAGGACUCGACUCCACCUCAGCUUCUGGACCUUUCCUGGCCACUGCAGAGCACCUGCUUCUCCCUGGCCUUCACCCCGAGUUGCACUUCCCGUCCUGGGCUUCCUGUCCUGUGUCCUUUGGUGGGUACCCUCCAGGAACCAGUGGGGUGGCUCUUAACUCCAGUCGGCAGCACUAACUGGAACCCCCCGAAAGAGUUAGCAGCGAGGUCACUGUGAGUCUCACCCAUGACCUGCCAACAGUGUUGAUCCAACUGGAGCUGUCUCCUUUCUGUGGCCUCCACCACUCAGCACUUACCCAGGACUUUUAUCUACUUUGCCCAGACCCCUUCUCCCCCAGCAGGGCCUCAGAAGGCCCAUGGCCUCCCUGCCUUUUCUCCUGGGCCAUAACAACUCUUUUCUCAGUGUGUCUUUUGCUAAAUAUGCCCUUUUUAUAUAAAUAAAAUAUAAUUUGGAGUUGUUCUCUCA
Bubalus bubalis (water buffalo) is the source of this 1332-nucleotide messenger RNA. RefSeq names its product cyclin dependent kinase 2 associated protein 2 (gene CDK2AP2). The record is from RefSeq and is a predicted model, not a curated record. Gene Ontology annotation, cellular component: nucleus; cytoplasm; microtubule. The transcript is spliced from 4 exons. The coding region runs from base 484 to 867 and encodes 127 amino acids. NCBI's taxonomy places the organism in Eukaryota, Metazoa, Chordata, Mammalia, Artiodactyla, Bovidae. Gene Ontology annotation, biological process: negative regulation of G1/S transition of mitotic cell cycle; regulation of microtubule cytoskeleton organization.